Seriola dumerili (greater amberjack) is the source of this 2433-nucleotide messenger RNA. RefSeq names its product GNAS complex locus (gene gnas). NCBI's taxonomy places the organism in Eukaryota, Metazoa, Chordata, Actinopteri, Carangiformes, Carangidae. Gene Ontology annotation, molecular function: corticotropin-releasing hormone receptor 1 binding; ionotropic glutamate receptor binding; GTP binding. Gene Ontology annotation, cellular component: heterotrimeric G-protein complex. The coding region runs from base 1119 to 2258 and encodes 379 amino acids. The transcript is spliced from 12 exons. The record is from RefSeq and is a predicted model, not a curated record. Gene Ontology annotation, biological process: sensory perception of chemical stimulus; adenylate cyclase-activating dopamine receptor signaling pathway.
UUCUUUUCUUUUUUCAUUUUUUUUUAAAGUUUUUUUUUUCUUGAAGACAUUCAUCCGGGCCGAGCCGGCAAUUAAAAAAAACAAUAUCGGUGCGCAGUUUUGGAGGCUCGGUGGUGAUGUGAGGGGCUGAUAACACAUUUCAGCAACAAAAGAGAGGGGCAGAGAGAGAGAGAGAGAGGGAGAAGGCCCUUUGAAGGAGAAAACAGCGAGGAAGAGCCAUCACAAAUAAGGAGGACAAACCGGGAUAUAUUGGACUGCUCCGGAAUUGGAGGUGGUGGGGAUCCUGUCGAAAAGACGACCGCAGUGAGUUCGGAGCUGUUUAGGGCUGAUUUGAUGCAGAGAAUGGAAAGGAGCCGGAUGGCGACGGAAGCAAUGAGAAUAUCACACAUGUAGCUCGUUUGUGUGUAAAUAUUAUUUUCCUUCCUCCUAUCCUGCAGGGCCCCGACGUAGACAGUGGUCGGGGAGACAGAGAAACAGAUUGAUAGCAUAAGUGUUCACCUCUGAAAAUGUUUAUCAUGAGGGGAGACGAGGAAACGAGCCGCGCCACAGCACGGACGACCUUUUCGGACACGCCGUGUUCGGCUUCUUGUCAUGGGCAGCAGUGAGACGCAAGACCCGGGCUUUUGGAAAUGCAAAUUAGGCUGUUGAUUCUGCCUCCGUUUGAGGUGAAACCCCGAUUUUUGGUGUUUUAACAGAAGUGUGGAUUACAGUUCUCAGCGUUACACAGGUGACGGGGGGAGUGUGGGGGAAACUAAACAAAAACUACAGUGCAUGUGAAGGAGGAAAAAGCCCGAGUAGGAUUCAGCAAACUGAGAAGGCGGCCUCGGUGUCGUCAGCAACAGUAUCCUGCCCUUUCUCUGACAGCAAAAUACGCGUUAUGGACACAUAAUUUAUCCAGUGCUGCACCACGGACAGUGUUUGGAGCAGACCAGGGACGUUGAACGGUGUAAAUGUGGGUGACAUUGCUCCCAAAUCUACGGGUCAAACGAGGGAUCUAGACUAGUUUAUUUAUUUAUUUUUCUUUCUACAUACCCCCCUCCACCUCUACUUCUUGUUCUUCCUCCACCUCCUCCUCCUCCUCCUCCCCUGGACCCCCUUUUUUUUUUUCUUGCGGGAAGAUGGGUUGUUUGGGCAACAGUAAGACCGAAGACCAGAGAAAUGAAGAGAAGGCACAAAGAGAAGCAAACAAAAAGAUAGAGAAGCAGCUCCAAAAAGACAAACAGAUAUACAGAGCAACACACAGACUACUACUUCUAGGAGCUGGAGAGUCAGGAAAGAGCACCAUAGUGAAACAGAUGAGAAUCCUACAUGUCAACGGCUUCAAUGCAGAAGAGAAGAAGCAGAAAAUUCAGGACAUCAAAAAUAAUAUUAAAGAGGCUAUUGAGACCAUAGUAACAGCUAUGAGCCACCUGACACCGCCAGUGCAGCUGGUGAGCCCAGAGAACCAGUACCGCAUCGAAUACGUCCUCAACCUCGUCAACCAGAAGGACUUUGAGUUUCCAUCAGAGUUUUACGAACAUGCGAAGACAUUGUGGCAGGACGAGGGGGUCAGGGCGUGUUACGAGAGAUCCAACGAGUACCAGCUGAUCGACUGUGCACAAUACUUUCUAGACAAGAUUGACAUUGUGAAACAGAGUGAUUACACUCCAACAGAUCAGGAUUUGCUGCGGUGCAGAGUACUGACUUCAGGGAUCUUCGAGACAAGAUUCCAAGUGGACAAAGUUAAUUUCCAUAUGUUCGAUGUUGGGGGUCAAAGAGACGAACGACGGAAAUGGAUUCAGUGUUUUAACGAUGUAACAGCCAUCAUUUUCGUGGUGGCCAGUAGCAGUUACAACAUGGUGAUCAGAGAGGACAAUCAGACAAACCGAUUACAGGAGGCUCUCAACCUCUUCAAGAACAUCUGGAACAACAGGUGGCUGCGGACCAUUUCUGUUAUCUUGUUCCUAAAUAAACAGGACCUGCUAGCAGAGAAGGUGCUGGCAGGGAAGUCCAAAAUCGAGGAAUACUUUCCUGAAUUUGCUCGCUACACUACACCUGAUGACGCAACACCAGAGCCUGGAGAAGAUCCACGUGUUACAAGGGCAAAGUACUUCAUAAGAGAUGAAUUCCUGAGGAUCAGCACAGCAAGCGGGGACGGGAGGCACUACUGUUACCCACACUUCACCUGUGCCGUUGACACAGAAAACAUCCGGCGUGUCUUCAAUGACUGUCGAGACAUCAUCCAGCGGAUGCACCUGCGGCAGUACGAGCUGUUGUGAUGGGAAAGGAAAGGGGUUCAGCCAAAAACACAGAAACAGAUUGGACAAUGAGAAACCCUGAACCCUGAGUCGCUUAAUUUCCCUCUUCCACAGAAGUGUGAGAGCUCUUGUGAAGGAACGGGGGCCAAAACACACACACACACACACACACACACACACACACACACACACACAC